AUGAUAGUGGCAAGAAGGAAAAAUUCAUGCAAGAUAAGGCACAAUUGCACAAGACAUGUCCUACAUAAAGGUGGCCAUUUCCACUACGAAGCACAAAACCAUACACAUCUAAGCCUCAAAAAGAUACAUCAUUCACCCUCGAGUCAGACAAUGGCUCUUGUUGAUGACGAGCUCAAGGCCAAGGCCGAGGUGUACUACGACGAUGAGAUUUGCAAGCAGUGCACCAGGCUCCUGCUCAAGGAAGCAGGCCUCCCCAACGGCCUGCUUCCCCUGAAGGACAUCGUGGAGUGCGGCUAUGUCGAGGAGACUGGGUAUGUGUGGCUCAAACAAAAGAAGAGGAUAGACCACGUCUUCCAGAGCCUGGGAAGGGUGGUGUCUUAUGGCACUGAGAUCACUGCCUUCGCAGAGAAGGGCAGGAUCAGGAAGGUCAAAGGGAUAAAGACCAGGGAGCUCAUGGUGUGGCUCCCUGUGGAGGAGAUCUCCCUCGACGAACCAGCGACCGGUAAGCUCAUCUGCAAGAGCAUUGCCGGCUUUUCUAAGAUCUUCCCUGCAUCAGCUUUCCACAUCCCAGAGAAGGAGAAUGAGAAGGCCAACUGCGCCGGACCAAAACCAGUGGUCCUCAUGGAGAGGGCAGCACGGGUUGUUAAGAACAACUGA
This is a messenger RNA of Triticum turgidum subsp. durum (durum wheat), 657 nucleotides long. NCBI's taxonomy places the organism in Eukaryota, Viridiplantae, Streptophyta, Magnoliopsida, Poales, Poaceae. The record is from the annotation of a GenBank genome assembly.